Molecule: messenger RNA, 3939 nt
Organism: Rotaria sp. Silwood2
Lineage: Eukaryota; Metazoa; Rotifera; Eurotatoria; Philodinida; Philodinidae
Source: the annotation of a GenBank genome assembly
AUGCAAAAACAUCCUCGCUAUUCGUCAACUGUGAUACCAUCUUCGAUAUGGUCAGAUUCUGAGCAUAAUAAUGGAAAUCAAUCCUCAUCUUUAAUCAUUCCUGAUGAUAUACUUGAUACAGUUGAAGCUCGUCUUCGUUUUGAAUCUUAUAUAAAUAAUCGUCAAUUAGAACAAACUCGUCGUGCAAAUUGUCGUUCAUUUUUUGAUUUAUUAAAUCGUUUUUCUGAUGCUGGUCUUGUUCAAUAUGGUCAUUCUUAUGAAAAAGAUUGUGUCUAUUUUUUGGGUCGUGAAUGUUAUGAAUCAUUAAAUGCUCAAGAUCGUUUACGUGCAUUUGCAUUUCAUCAAUCAUAUCUUUAUCGUUUAUUAUGUUUAAAACUUGUUGAAUUAUUAUUGGAAUCAUUUGAAAUAUUUAUUCAUACAUUUCAAAAAAUGAAUUCAGCAACAACAAACAAAUUAAAUAAUGAUAGAAAAAUUACGACUCUUACUAUUGAUGAUAUAUUUGAAAAAGAAAUAAUUCAGCAAAUAAAACAUGAUCCAAGAUACCAAGCAUUAAAUAAUCGUGAAACAGAUCGUCAUAGAUUAAUUAUGUGUCAUUGUCAUUUUUUAUAUGAUUGUAUUUAUUAUUCACCAACACGAAAUCUAAAUCGAUUAUUAAAACAACGUAAACGUUCAUUUAGACGACGAAAAUCUUCAUUACAAUCAUUAUAUAGUCAUAAUAUAAAUAUUGAUGAAAAUUUUUGUCCAUAUACAAGAAGAUUCUCAUCAAAUACAAAUGAAAAUGAAGGAAUAAAUAAGAAAAAAUUUGAAAUUGGUUGUCCAAUGGAAGAAACAUGUGCUGAUGUACGAAUUAUGAAUGAAUUUUUUUCUUUAAUGCCUUUGAAAAAAAAUAUUAAUAAAAAUAUUUUAAUUUGUGGAAACGAGAAUGAUAUGUAUGAUUGUCUUCGAUUACUUUCCAAUGAUAAAUCAUUGAUCAAUGAAUUACAAAUUAAUUUAUGGACAUUGAAUAAUAUUAAAACACAAUCAAUUAAUGGUUGUCUUAUUGUUUCACCAGCAGGUCGAGAGAUUCUUGAGGAAUUUAUUUCUCAAAAACGAUUCCCUCUUAGUAUUAAUACUAUUCCAAUUGUGAAUUUAAAUUUUCCAAUUCCUAAUGAUUCCACUAAUAACAUUCCAAAUGAGAUAACGAUCGAACAACUUAGAUCAUCACUUGAACAACUUUUAUCGAAUGAAAAAAUAGUUUCAAAUAAAAAUCAAUUUGAUCUUCGAAUUUUAAUUUGUUUUAUGUGUGGUGGAGAAAAUAAUGAUGUAGAAAAGUUUUUUUCUCAAUUAUCAUCACGUUUUUCUCUUAUGGUAACUAAUCAAUAUGGAGAAUUAUCAUUUAUUAUUAAUGCUUUUCUUGGACGAUCAAAUCGAAAAAUUCAAUUUAUUCCUGUUUCAUUUCAUUCACUAUUUACUAUUAAACUAAUUGAUUUUGAUGGAUUUAUUUUAUUCUAUGAUCAAGAUAGAAAAGCAGCUAUGAAUACAAUAACAUACUUGGAAAAACAUAUUUCAACAACAUUACAAAAUGAUUUAUUAAAAAAAGCUGAUGAUAAUGAAGAAAUGGAUGGAACAAAAAUAACACGUCCGCCUAUAUACAUUUUAUCUUGUAUUAAAGAUUUAGCUUUGUUGAAUAUUAAAAAAUAUCCUCAGACCCAUCCUAGUGUUCAAUCUCAUCAUGGAACAAUAAGAAGUUUUGUUGAAUCUCAUCUUUUACCUUUUCUUAAUCAUUGUUGGACUGGUAAACAUGGAAAUAUAACUGAUAAUGAUUAUCAUCAAAAGGAAAAACUUCUUGCUGGUGUUACGUCGUAUUUUGAUCGUGCAACUCAUUCAUCAGCUAGCGAUCUAAUGACAUCUAGUCUUGAACGUACGCGUAAACAAUUAUUAACGAAUAGUAUAAAUGAUCGAGUAGGUUCAUUAUUAUUAUCAAGUAAAUCUAACGAACAUUCACCACAACAUCAAUCCUCAAUGUUAACACCAACAAAUCAUGAGCAAAUAUUUUCUUAUCGAUCUUACCCAUAUUUAUCGUUACCAAAUAAUGGUGCUGAAUCAACAAUAGUUCCAACAACACCUGUUGAUCCAUCUGUAACAAAUCUUGGUUUAAUAUCUCCAUCAUCAAUAUCAACAUCAUCUAUAUCUGAUAUUCAACGUCAACAAUUUAAAAAAUCAACUAGUAUGCGUUUUGCUAAACUUAUGGAGCAUCCAACCGAUGGUACCAGUUACCAAUCAUCACCCAGUAAUGCAAAUAAAGAAAGUUCAUUAACAAAACAUAGGCGAAUAAACGAAAUCUCGUCAGGAUUAUCAUCAUCAGAAGACAUGAAAUUUCAUUUAUAUAAACAUCGCACUGCUCCACAAGUUAAAGUGCCAUUGGCUACACCUGAAAUAAUUGAAUUCAAUGAAUCAAUAGCAACACCUUUUUCUAUUAAACAAUAUUCUGAUACAUCAUUAGUUUUCACAAAUAAUCAUACUGAUGAAAUACCGGUCGUCAAUUCUUCAUCAUCAUCACCGCCUACAAUCCAUCAACAAAAUCAAAAUCAUAGUAGUACAAUAGAUGAAUCGAUUACAGAUUCAUCAAAACAAACAAGAGCAACUGAUUCAUCUGUUGACAGUUCAAGUGAUGAACAUUUACAAAAUCAACGUGAAUCAUCCACAACAUUACAUAAUAUAAAUUCAUCAACAAGUAAUCAACCACUAAACACUGUUACUUUACAACGAAAAGUAUCAGAUAGAAAAUCAAAACGUGUACGUGCUAAACAAAAUGAUGUUACAGGUUUAACAUCGAGUACUGAAGUUUUGAAAAAAAAUGGUUCUGAUGAUGAAAUAUUAGUUGAUGAUGAUAAACGUCCUCAACAACAAUCACAUCAAAAAAAGAAACGUCGACCAAGUUUUAAAAAACGAAAAAAAGCUAUUUAUGAUCAAGCACAAACUGACUCAGGCAUUGAUUCUCGAAUGGAACAAAAAGAUACGAAUAAAGUUAUUAUUGCUCCCGAUCCAUCAUCAUUAUCAAAUGUUGUUAUAUCAAAUGAAGAUGACUCAAGUGUCGGUGAUUAUACAAAAGAUAGCAAAAAUACAUCCAUUGAAGAACUUGAAGAACGACCCACAGCUAAUUGGAUUCGUCGUCAAUUACAAUAUUUUGCUCAAGCUCGACGUGAUAAAAAUGAUUUAAAAACUCGUUCUCCUGCUGCAACAGUCACGUCUAUUUCUUCACCACCAUUGCCAUCAUUUAAAGCAACAAUGACUUCAACUCCUCCAAAUUCAAAUACAAUUUCAUCUCCACUAUCAUCUGUUGAAAAUUCUCAUCAUUCUCCACUACGUUUAUCAUUAAGUCGUUGUAUUCUAUCAAAGCAAUCAGGUGUACCGUUAUUUAUGGAAAAAUGUAUUCAAUUUAUUGAAGAAUAUGGAUUAGCUGUUGAAGGACUUUAUCGAGUAUCUGGAUUUAAAAAUCAAGUUGAAUUAGUUAUUAAUAAACUUACUGAAGAUCCAUCGUAUGAUCUUCGUUUAUUACACGUUCCAGCAAGUGCAGUAGCGACGGCAUUAAAAGAUAUGAUGAGAAAACUUGAUCAACCACUUUUAUCAUUAGAAUUAUUUGAUGAAUGUAAACAUUUAACAAUUGAUCAAUUACGUGAACAAAAUUUUGUCUCAUUGCGAAAAGCUUUGUCUCGUACAAGUGAACUUAAAUAUCGAACAAUCAAGUUUAUUUUUAAACACCUUCAUUUUGUUUCACAACAUGCUGCUUUGACUCAUAUGGAUUCAUCAAAUUUAGCUGUUCUAUGGUGGCCAAAUUUAUUUCAACCACAAUUUCGUGAUUUACGUACAGCUGAACAAACAUGUCAAAAAGCGAAACCAUUAAUUCAAGCAAUUAUUGACAAUUAUCCAAUAAUCUUCUCUUCGGAUGAAAUAAAAUGA